This is a messenger RNA of Lobosporangium transversale, 1485 nucleotides long. RefSeq lists its product as hypothetical. The coding region runs from base 62 to 1405 and encodes 447 amino acids. The record is from RefSeq and is a predicted model, not a curated record. Lineage: Eukaryota; Fungi; Mortierellomycota; Mortierellomycetes; Mortierellales; Mortierellaceae. Gene Ontology annotation, molecular function: thioredoxin-disulfide reductase (NADPH) activity. Gene Ontology annotation, cellular component: cytoplasm. Gene Ontology annotation, biological process: removal of superoxide radicals. The transcript is spliced from 3 exons.
UUUUUUUUUUUUUGUAUUUCUCUUUCCAUUUGGUUCCAAACUUUCAUCAUUCAUUUUGAUCAUGUCCUUCGCAACCUCUGCGCUGUCUCGCAUUCGACUGGCUGCAGUCUCUGGACGCACCAGACUUCUUUCCACACCAUGGAAUCGCUUGCCAUACAGUGGUGGUGCUGCCACUUUUGGUGCGAUCCCAUCUGUGAUUCACAGCGCAGCAGCAAAAGAAGAACCUAACCGCGACUCUACUACUGUUACUUCCACCUCCACUGACCCUUCUACUGAUCAUAAAGAUAAAAAAAGAAGAAUGUCUUCCUCUUCAACUUCAGCCAUUAUCGCAUCUGCUUCCGCGAUUCUAACUACUGCUUCCAUUGCCUCUUCUUCGUCGCCUACAGAUACAAGACAUUUCUCGACCAUGCCACCAGUUGCUCAGGAACCUCACCACUCCAAGGUCGUGAUCAUUGGAUCGGGUCCUGCUGGACACACUGCUGCUGUGUACCUUGCUCGUGCUAACCUCAAGCCUGUCAUGUUUGAGGGAAUGAUGGCCAAUGGCUUUGCCCCUGGUGGACAGCUUACUACCACCACUGAUGUUGAGAACUACCCUGGUUUCCCUGAGGGUAUUAUGGGUGGUGAGAUGAUGGACAAGUUCCGCGAGCAGUCUAUUCGCUUCGGCACUGUCAUCCACACUGAGACCAUCGGCAAGGUUGACUUGACUUCUCAACCCUUCAAGCUCUGGCGUGAGGGUCAAGAGGGAAGUGAGCAUCCUACUGACACUGCUAACUCUGUUAUCAUUGCCACUGGUGCCUCUGCUAAGCGUAUGAACUUGCCUGGUGAGGAGACCUACUGGCAGGCUGGCAUCUCCGCCUGCGCUGUCUGUGAUGGUGCUGUCCCCAUCUUCAGAAACAAGCCUCUUGCUGUUGUUGGUGGUGGUGAUUCUGCUGCUGAGGAGGCCGUCUAUUUGACCAAGUAUGCAUCUCAUGUCUAUGUUCUUGUCCGUCGCGAUAAGCUUCGUGCUUCCAAGGUCAUGGCCAAUCGUCUGUUGAGUCACCCCAAGGUUACUGUUUUGUUCAACACUGUCCCCGUUGAGGCCAAGGGCGAUGGCAAACUUCUCAAGUCACUUGUCCUCCAGGACACUGUCACCAAAGAGACCCGCACAAUGGAUGCUAACGGUUUGUUCUAUGCUAUUGGUCAUAUCCCUGCCACCUCUCUCUUCAAGGGCCAGUUGGAUUUGGAUGAGGAUGGCUACAUCAAGACUAUUCCUGGUUCGACCUUGACCAACAUUCCUGGUGUCUUUGCUGCAGGAGAUGUUCAAGACAAGCGUUAUCGCCAGGCUGUUACCAGUGCUGGAACUGGAUGCAUGGCUGCUCUUGACUCUGAAAGAUGGUUGGAGGAGCACUACCCUGAUCAGCAUUAAGCAUUCGUUUUGAAUAGUUUUCAUUUUCCAUGUAGAUAGACAAUAACCAAUUUAUCAUCAAUUAAAAAAGUUAAAAAAAA